Penicillium waksmanii is the source of this 1338-nucleotide messenger RNA. RefSeq lists its product as uncharacterized. The annotation marks the transcript as partial. NCBI's taxonomy places the organism in Eukaryota, Fungi, Ascomycota, Eurotiomycetes, Eurotiales, Aspergillaceae. The transcript has 5 exons. The record is from RefSeq and is a predicted model, not a curated record.
AUGUGGCAGGCUGAUCACAAAAGGUUUAUUCCUGGGUUGAUCAAAAUUCAAAUACUGUUUGCUCUACAAUUAUAUCUUUUCACAGGAGCAAGAGUCGGGUCUUUCAUGCCUUCUGAUGAGAACAAAGGAGAACGAGGUCUGCGAUAUGAACACAUCAAUUUGGUCCUGUUCCCUUCACCUACUGCUCAAUGGGAAGUUGGAUGGAGAGUCAAUCAGGCUUGGCUCAAGAAUAAUCGAGAUCCAGAAUAUACAGUUUUUGGAAUUGGCAUUCGUGACAGCAAACGAUCACAAUUCGCGUCUGGCGACCUUCUUCUUGGACUUGCACUGGGACAUGGCGCUCUUUUCGGAAUUGAAACCAAAGCAGAUUUGGCAAAAUAUGAUCUAUCCAAUGGAGAAAUACCAUUGCGAUGGAAAGAAAGCUAUUUGAAAAAGCCCAUUUUUCGGAAUGUGACAGCCGACGGACCUCAAGAUAUCCCUCUCACGAACAAAGACUUCUAUCAUUAUCUUCACCUGAUUUUUGACGCGGCUGGAUACAGUGAGCACCCAACAAUACAUGAUGCACGACGAAGUCUAGCCAAAGAAGUUGAAAAAAUGUAUGGCUCCGCGCCUGUCUCCCAGAUUCUAGCACAACGAGACCCAAAAACAUUCCCAGAGCACUACCAAGCCCACUGCUCCUCUAUAGAUACAGUCUCAGCUGUGCUUGAUGAGGAAGUUCAAACAAAACAUAUUGAGUAUUUCCAAGGCUACGGUCAAUUUUGUGAACCAGGUGUGCCUCUUGAAUUGCCUGCUCACGUGAAGGAGGGUAUUUUGAUGUUACCCGAAAUGGUGGAAAUGAGAACAGACAUCCAAAUUGCUGAAGAACGCAAGGACCAAGAGAAGCACCAGUCCAUGAAGCGGGAAUAUAGAGAGGCAUUAGCCCGGCAACGUCGUGUUGACCUAAAGAAAUACCAAGAUUCAUGGAUACAGGCAAAAAGAGAUCAAAAUAUUCUGAAUCGGGGAAAGGGGAAGCCUGUACAAGUGGUAAAGGACAUUUGCAUACGUGCUCAAUACCUAAUCAUGCCAGAGCUUGCACACAUCGCAACCACCAUGUCUUGUACAACUGAGUUGACCUUUGAAGAGAAACUUUCUUUUGUGGAGGACCUCCAUACAAUAUGCUCCCGCAAAGAGGAUGUUAUUUACCUUCCCAAUGAACAGCCAAUUGAAGGUCUUUGUCCCGCAAACGGCUGUCAACUUAAGAUUGAAAGGGUGAGAGAAGCGCCCACAUUCAUGAAUGCAUUCGACAUGAGAAAGGACUCGCCCUUCAAGUUCCUGAAUCGCGGCUACGUUUUUGCUACGAGU